AAUCCGGCUGGAUGCUCCUAUAACCAGGAGUAAGGUAAUACUAUAUAGCAGUAACCUACAUAUACAAAGAUUUUAGAAUGUAAUUUUUAAAAAUUAGAAAUUUGAGAAAAUGAGAAACAGAGACAGGGGAGAACUGUCACUUGUAACCUAACCUUGAACUUGGAUUUUGUAACUUGCCGUUAUGUCCCAAAUUAAGUGAUUGUGAUAAGAUUACCAAAUAAAAUUUCUAAAUUUCUAUUAAAUUUCACCAAUAAUAAUAGUUAUUUUAUGUGACAACUCAAUAUAUUUUUAUAUACAUUUUUCUGUAAUAAAUGGGAUGGAUUUAAACUAAAAACUCAGAAAAACAACAUAUUUUAAGGCAAUUUGGAUAAAUAUAGCUAGCAUUCAAAUUAUGGUAAAUUUUGCUAAUAUUUGAAACAUUGGAAAGGAAAAUAAAUUAUUGUAAAUAUGUUACGCUUGCAAGCAAAGAAAUUUAUACAAUAUUCAGCUAUAUUUGGUGCAGUAGCUGGUACAGCAAUAAGUUUAAGAGGAAACCAAUAUGAUAUUGAUUCAAUUGGUAUUGUACGCCUAACCAGGGCUGCAGUAACUGUUUUCAAAAUAGGAUUUGUCUACAAAAAAGAUCUUCUUUCAAAAGGCUUUGAUAAAAGUUCAGAUGAAUAUAAAGAAACAAAAUCAAGGUGUCAUAAGUUAGGAGCAGAAAAAUUGUUGGACUUAUGUUGUUCAAAUAAAGGAGUCUAUAUUAAAGUAGGACAACACAUUGCAGCACUCGAUUUUUUAAUUCCCAGUGAAUAUGUACAAACACUAAAAAUUCUGCAUUCAGAUGCUCCUACUAAUAAAUUAGAAGAUGUGUAUAAAGUUAUUAGAGAGGAUUUAAAAAAGGAUCCAGAGGAAUUAUUUGAAACCUUUGAUCCAAAACCACUAGGAACUGCCUCAUUAGCUCAAGUGCACAGAGCAACUUUAAAAGAUGGAACAGUUGUUGCCGUAAAAGUUCAACAUCCUUAUGUGCAGGGAAAUUCAUUGAUAGACAUGAAAACCAUGGAAACUUUGGUGAAAAUAAUGAGCUGGGUGUUUCCUGAGUUUAAAUUUCAAUGGUUGGUGGAUGAAUCAAAAAAAAAUAUUCCACAAGAAUUAAAUUUUAUGCAGGAGGGUAAAAAUGCAGAAGAAGUUACUAAAUUGUUUAAAGAUGAUGAUUGGCUUAAGGUACCUUCUAUAAGGUGGGAUUUAACAACAUCCAGAGUGUUAACAAUGGACUUUGUUGAGGGGGGCCAAGUAAAUGACUUGGGUUAUAUAGAGAAAAAUAAAAUAGAUCCAUAUGAGGUUUCUGACAAAUUAGGAAAAUUAUAUUCUAGAAUGAUUUUUAUAAACGGAUUUGUCCAUAGUGACCCACAUCCUGGAAAUAUCUUGGUUAAGAAGAAUGAUAAUGGGCAAUGCGAUAUUGUACUUUUGGAUCAUGGAUUAUACGCUAAAUUGAAAGAUGAAGUUAGAGUAAGUUACGCUAACCUGUGGUUAAGUAUUUUAAAUAAAGAUCGCAACGCAAUGCGUAAACAUGCAGGAGAAUUGGGAAUAGAAGGUGAUGCGUUUGGUUUAUUUGUAUGCAUGGUUUCUGGAAGACCUUGGGAUGCGGUGCUAAAAGGAGUUGACAGAUAUGAGCCAAACAAAUCAGAAAAGGAAUUCUUUCAACAAACAUUCACUGGAGUGUUGCCACAAAUGUCCAGCAUCCUAGAAAACGUUAACAGACAAAUGUUGCUGAUUUUAAAAACCAACGACUUACUAAGAAGUAUAGAAUUUACUUUGAAAACCAAUAAAAGGCAUGGUGCUUUCUGUGUCAUGUCACAAUGUUGUGUGAAGUCUGUCUAUAACCAAAAAUAUUGUAGUUCAAAUAAAAGAAUGGAAAAAUUCACGCUGACCCUUACAAAGUAUUGGACCUUAUUUAAAAUUAAUGUUUAUUAUACAUUUUUAAAAAUAAGGGGUACUCUAAAUAUACUGUAAAUUAAAUUAAUUAAAUUAUUUAAUUAUUAAGUUUGUGGUUUACAUUUUUUUGAAAAAUAUUUAUCCAUUUUACAGAAAAAUUACAAGAUCAAUAUUUUUACAAUUUUGUACUCAUGAAUAUUUUAUUUAUUGUGAACUAUGGUUAUUUAUAAAUAUACAAAUUAUUUUU
Messenger RNA from Brassicogethes aeneus, 2158 nucleotides. The record is from the annotation of a GenBank genome assembly. Lineage: Eukaryota; Metazoa; Arthropoda; Insecta; Coleoptera; Nitidulidae.